AUGACCAACCCCACCAUUACCGAUACUACAUCCACUACUGUCACGGCCACUACUACCGUUCACACCACCACCACCCUCAUACCCGCCACGAACGGCGAGCUAAUGGAGUGCCCGAACCGACCCGCCGACUUCGAUUGGCUUUACAUCGCAACGGAUCCGCUACGCGCGUUUAACGCCACGCCCCCGUCGGAGACGCCGCCCUCGGAGCAGGAGCAUGAUAAAUGCAAACGGGAGGUUGAAGCCUCCGUCUGGCGAUUUGCGAAGUUCUGGGACCCGAAGAACGUUGCAUUCCAUCCACUCCACCUAACUGAGGAUCAGCUGGGUGUGAUCUUCGUACAAGUCGAGUCGUAUUACAACGCAGCGAACGACGACCCUUCCUUGUAUAAGCUUUUCGGGCUACCAUGGAGUAAAGACUCUAUAUGGAAGGACUACGACAAUAACCCGAGCUCUAUGUGGUGGAUUUGGAAAGACAAACAAAUGCGACUAAGACGGGAGCAUGGACCGAGUCAACGCGAAAAGCGUUUUUGGAAAUUGUGGAAGGAUUUCUACAACGUCGACGCCGAAGAACAACCAAGAGGCUGGUAUUCUGGCUACUGGUAUCAAGAUGGGUUGUACUGGCGGGAUGUGCGCCUCAGAGAAGCAUUUCCAUGGGGCUGGGCUCCAGAAUGGAAAUUGUCGCCUGAACCUGAACUUGAACCUGAACCGGUGAACAAAUCCUUCUCGGGGUUGGUGAAGGCUUUAGUUUCUCGACGCCGCUUGACCCGGCUGGGGGCAAUCCUCACCACCACGACUCCCAAAUCAUCGUCGUUUUCCCCCAUCACUACUACCGUCACAACCACUUUCGGCCGCGUCCUGAACCGAGUUAUCGUCCUCGUUGGCUCCGUUGCCAUCAGUAUGCUGCUGCUCCUCGCCGCCGCCGCCGCCACGGAGAGCAGGAGUAGACCAGGAAGCUGGAAGAGCGAACGGCGGAUCCAAGUAGACUAG
Lasiodiplodia theobromae is the source of this 984-nucleotide messenger RNA. Its product is annotated as SAP domain containing protein. The record is from RefSeq and is a predicted model, not a curated record. The coding region runs from base 1 to 984 and encodes 327 amino acids. The transcript has 3 exons. Lineage: Eukaryota; Fungi; Ascomycota; Dothideomycetes; Botryosphaeriales; Botryosphaeriaceae.